CAGGGACUUGUGAGCGAACCACUCCAGCGCCGACAUCGCCGCUGCCGGCCAGAAGGAUCCCGCUUGCAGCAAUUGGACGUGACGGCAGCCUGCCCCUCUGCGCGCACACAGCGCGGACGCGCAGCUACAACAGACCUGGGUAGGACGAGUCACGAAGGCGAGGGGAGCUGGAGGAGGAGCCGGAGCCGGGAAACGAGGCGGGGACGGAGCCGCCGAAGCUAGAUGCACUGAGCGUAGCGGGAGAUCUCCGCCCCGUCCUUGCCCACUGCGGUAGCGCGUCACAGGGAACGAAAGGAGCGGGCUUGGCUUAAGUUGGGAAUGCGGCUGCACGUGGAGAGUUCGAGCUUGGGCUGACCGGGGUGAGGUUGCAGCUGUGCAACAGAGGAAGCUGCAAAGGAUCCUUGGCUGUUCGUGUUGCUGUUUUUUAAAGACGCGAAUUUUAUGCUUGCUGUGCGGCUGAAUAGCUUUAUUUCCCCAUGCGCCUCUGGGAAGGACGGAAAGAGGGUGGUUUGCACGUGCGGAUAUUUCUUUUGGAGGGCGAUUUGGGUGAAGACUGCAGUCGGAGUCCCGUAUGCAACCUAACUGCCCUUGCUUUGGUUUGGUUUUGCACCCGAGCUGUGCCCAAGGAAGCAGCAAUGUUUGCCUCUUUUGUUUUGUUUCUCGAAGUUUUCAGGGGGCGAGGAGCGGUCGCAUCUUGACUCUUAAAUGUGCACGCGAGCACGCGAAAUGCCCGUGCAAGAGUUCCUUUCCCGUAUAGCCGCCUGCUAUGUGCAGAUAGUAAAUAUUGCUGGUAAUUCAAAAUGGCCCGCUCAGGCCGAGGAAGGGGGCGUGCUUCCUUGACCUUCAACAUUGAAGUGAUUGGCUUUGGUAGAGGUGAAGCACUCCCUGAAGCAGUAUUCCAGCCGCCUCCACUAUAUCCUACAACAGAUUUCAAACCAAUACCACUGAAAACAGGAGAGGGUGAAGAUUAUUGUUUGGCUUUAAAACAAGAACUUAGAAAUGCCAUGAGAAAGACACCUUAUUUUAUGUCCAAAAAUGAGGACAAUCAAGGUUUUGUACCUGUUGAAAGGUACAGCAAAAAGUACUUGCAGAGAAAUGGUGAUAAGCAAGAAUGGACUCCAGACUGGAGAAGAUUACCAAAGGAGCUCAAACCAAAGAAAAGGAUUAAAAAAGGUGGAAAACCAAAUAAGGCAAAAACUGCAACAUCCAAAACUAAUGUGGACAUACUGAAAAAGAUAGAGGAGCUGGAAAAGAAAGGAGAUGGGGAAAACUCAGAUGAGGAGGAAAAGGGAAAAGAAACUAGCAAGGAUAAAGAGGAAGAAGAAGAAGGAGAUGAGGCAGAAGAAUAUAAUGAAGAGGAACAUGAAGAGGAAAAUGACUACAUUGCUUCGUAUUUUGAAGAUGGAGAUGACUACGGAGCUGACAGUGAUGAUAACAUGGAUGAAGCAACUUACUGAAAUUAUCAUCAUUUCAUGGUUCAGAAAAUAAAAGCUGAAGAGUGCACACUUCUGUUACCUCAAAUUAUGACCAAGUAUCAUCUGAGUAGAUUAACAAAGAUGAUUCAGCCUCAUCUUGCUGUUACUUGAGUAUAAGAUAAUCUCAGAUUCAAAAUGUCUUGAGAGUUCAGCCUUUAUUGAUGGAAUAGAAAAUUAUAGUGGCGGCUUAUGGAGGAGCUCAGAUGUUCCCUCUGUACCACGCUUUUCCUUCCUUGAAUGAAUUUACAGCAGUGUUAAGUGAGCAGUGUUAAGUGCGCCUCGAUGGAACAUAGGCCUAACCAAAUUACUCUGCAUUGCUUAGGGAAUUAGCUUUUGGAGAGAAAUGGUUGCUGUAAUGUUUACAAUUUACCCUUCAUAAGAUAAAGCAUUUACUGAAAAUCUGAUGAAGGCUAUGAUAGAGCUGAGCAGCCUCCAAGCCUCCCCAAUGGGCUUAAGUCUGCCCCAUCCCUUGCAUAUCAAUUAGACUUUGGAAAAAAACAUUGCAGCAGAGCCUGUCUGGAACUAUUUCCAAGUUAAAUUGCUACGGGGGGAUUUUUUCGAGGAAGGCUGUAGCAGGAGAAAAACCCUGGGAGGAGUCAUGUGAAGUGUUCCAAAUCAGCAGCUUCUUUGUCAAGAACUGUUGUGCUUUUAAAAUUUGUAUUUCAUUUUUCAUUGUUUGUCCUCAGAUCUUGGCCGAUAAACAGUUUUGGUCAAACACUGUUUAAAACUGGAGCCUAGUAAACUGAAUUGUCUGUUGAGUUACCAGACUUUAGAUCUGAACUCUACUUGCAGCAGUUCUGUCCAAGAAUGAGUCUUAUAAUGCUUUGGGGAACUUUCCAGCCCAACACUUACCAAGUCUAUGUGGAAAUGGAGGAGUCAUGAUGCAGCAGCCUAGAUGCCAUCUAGAACAGGGGUCCUCAAAUUUUUUGAAUAGGGGGUCAGUUGAAAGGCUGCAGUGACCGUCGUAGGCCAGUGAGGUGGGUGUUCCUGGAGGUGCGGGCUGGUGAGUUUGAGGACCCAUGAUCUAGAAGGUGUAGCCCCUUUUGCAUUUAAUGGUCCUGGCUUGCACUUGGUGAUUCUGAGACCUCAGUGAAACAGAUAAAGCCCAAAGGAUUUUAACUCAAAACCAACACUUCACCUUUUGCUUAAAGGGUUAUAAGGAGCUUCUAGAAAUAUUGUUUUAAAAAUAACAAGUGCCCCCAGUUCUCCAAAUGAUGAGAGAGAAAUCACCUGUUUUCCAUUUGAAUGGUAUAAAACAUUUUGAACCUAUUCUAAAUUUCAUCAGUUCAUACAAUCAUAUCUUUGAAUCAGGCUAUUUAAAAACAAUUACUUGCAAAUAAUCCAGCUCUUGCAAAGAUUUUGAGUGGUACAUUCUGAUGGCCAGAGACCUGUUGUGCAGAGCCAAGGCAUGAAUUUUGCAGACUGGAGAUUUAUUUAUUUUUAAAGCUUUUAUCAACCAUAAACUCCUUUUUAUGAGGAGUUUGGUUCCUUGUGAGAGAGGAGGCCUGGUAUUUAAAAUACUCUUUGAAUGCUCUACUAAGUUAUUCAGUCUUGCUUUCUUCUGAGUAGACAUUCAGAAGCCCUUCCCUGCUUUCUUCUGAGCAGGCUUAAAAUAGUAGUAAUCAUGUGUAGCCCUGAAGUUUUUAGAAUUUUUUGGUGCUUUCUUUUCACUAAGGAAAGGUGCCAGAUAGAAAAGUUCACUUUCUCCUUUAAUGUUUGAUUCCUGUUUAGAACUUGGCCUGUAUCAUUAAACAGAAUAGUAGCAUUCACAGCUUGGUGCAUGAGAGCUUAAAAUGUAACAUUAUUCUUUGCCCUGAUGAUCUUUAAUUGUUCAUCUCAGCAUUCAGGUUAUCUGUUCUGACUUUCAUUUAUAGUGGCCUUGAUUAAUGCCAUUGAUUAAAACUUUUGGCAGUUUGAAUAGCUCUUCAGUUAAUUGAUCAAAAUCUGAAUUGUUACUAUAUCUCAUAUAUGAGUGGAUUAGCAAUUCCAGUAGUGCCUGGAUAUUAUUACCUAUGCGACAGUCCUUAUUUCCAGAGACAUAUCUGAAAUGAUCACGCUUAAUAUGAAUAAAUUGAUUGAAAUCUCUCAGGAUUUAGAUAAGGGACAACUUUAAAGCUGAAUUUAUGGGGUAAGGGAAUACACUCAAGAUGAGUACUAUAUCUCAGAUUGUUUAUCGUAUGUAUGGCAUUCCUUUUUCCAUACUGGCAAAUAUUUUUUAAAAAAAUCAAUGCUUGGAUGUGAAUUUGGAGAAGAUUCCUUUCUGUUGUAUUAAUCUUUAAAAAGGAUGCAAUUUCAAUUUAAGAAGUGGGUUUGGAUUCCUGAAUCUCUCAUUAUACCAUUGGGCUUAUUUGUUUACUGGUACUGAACUGUGAUCUUUUCCAUUUAAAUUUUCUGCCUUGGUCAGUUUUGGAAUUUUUUGUCUGGACCAUUUCUGUAAAUCAAUGGUAUUAGAUUCUAGGUAUUUUAGAAAAGAUGGGCUUCCCUUUGCAGUUACAGUUGUUGAAGGUGUGUGGCACAUAGUUACAUCAGUUCAGUUUUAUUCUAUUUUCUCAUGCUAAAUUGACACAGUCAGGGCCACCAGCUUUCAAAAUUGAUAAGCAAAUGAUUUUGUGCCAGACGUGGAUGGAUAAAGCGAUUGCUACCUUGGAUCAACUGUCAGUAUGCCAGUGAGUUUUGUCAUUCUCUGGUUUGUAGGUUGAGUAUAUUUUGCCAGCUAUGACUGAGCAGCAAUACUUGCAACCAUUUUAUUACCUAGGUUUGACACUCUUGCUUUUACAGCUUCAGCUUCUCUCUCACUGGUGGAACCAUUUAUGAACCCUAUCAGACAAAUAGACCUACAAUCCAUGUCUAUAAAUAUUUAUUAUUAGGAAAUAAAUAGAAUAUACAAACUCUUAAGCAGGAAUGGAAUAAUGAACUAGGUUGUUUCACAUUGUGUAAUCAGUGGCCUUGGCAUCUGUAAUUGAUGCGGCUAUGAAUCUCAGGUUGCAUCUAAUUCAGCAAAAACUUAUUUCAUAUUUGUUGGAUAUUGCAUUUUCUCUUUACUAAGUGUUUUCUCUAAGUCAGCAAAUUGUCAGAGGUAUAAUGCAGCUAAUGCUUCUUCUGAGUGUCUAUUUUGGCAAUGCCUAGUAGUUGCCCUUUCUUUGGAAAGAGGUAACUACAUGGCUACAUUUUGUAUUAAAAGACUCCUUAAUAUCUACUGCUGUAUAUGCUCUUUUAAAUAAUAUAGCUGCUUACUGGUAGUUAAGCCUAAUCAGCACACAGUUCUCUACACCCUUCUGACAGUACAAGACUGAUUACAACAUUGAAACAAUACGCGCUUAUCUCCUAUAAUGUAAUGGACUAAAGACCUUACCGUGUUUUCAGCAUUUGAAUGGAUGGUAUAUAGAUGCCAGCUACAGAUGGAUACUUAUUUAGAUAUCUGGUCUGCUUUUGUUGAAGAUUAUGUAGAGAUCUGGAAAGUUUUAUUUUCAUAUAUAUGAAAGUGAAAUGGAUAUAUGCACUGAAAUACAUUUAUUGGAAAAUAUGUAGCCAUAUUGUCUUUUAUUCGCCUUUUCUUUUGUCAAAAUCUUACAAUAAAAGUAAGUUACAACA
Molecule: messenger RNA, 5066 nt
Organism: Varanus komodoensis (Komodo dragon)
Lineage: Eukaryota; Metazoa; Chordata; Lepidosauria; Squamata; Varanidae
Gene: POLR3G
Product: RNA polymerase III subunit G
Exons: 8
Coding region: 801-1457 (218 amino acids)
Biological process (GO): transcription by RNA polymerase III
Cellular component (GO): RNA polymerase III complex
Source: RefSeq, a predicted model, not a curated record